Messenger RNA from Arachis duranensis, 2006 nucleotides. RefSeq lists its product as uncharacterized. The record is from RefSeq and is a predicted model, not a curated record. The transcript is spliced from 8 exons. Bases 298 to 1881 code for a protein of 527 amino acids. NCBI's taxonomy places the organism in Eukaryota, Viridiplantae, Streptophyta, Magnoliopsida, Fabales, Fabaceae.
UUUAGAAACCAGUUUUGUACUUAACGAACUGGCAACAUCAUCAUCCUUUUCAUGCCACGUGUCCAGAUGAGUCCCACUAACACCGCAUGCUAUCACAAUAAUUCACCAAAACUUCCACACUUCCAAGUUCCAACCACUUCCGCCUCACACCACCACUCUCCCACGUCGUCGUCUCCAUCCUUCACGGCGUAACGACCCAACUUCCCAAAUCCCCAACCCCUGGAAUGGAUCAAAACCCCUAAAAUCCAUCAAAACCCAGUUUCUUGCGAAAUUCCCAAAAUAUCCCCAUCCAAAUUCAUGUCUCCCCGUCCUUCUUCUUCUCCACUCCGUUUCUUCUUUCUUCUUUUGUGGAUUCUAGGGUUUUCGAACUUCGGCAGCGCUCUCAAGGUUCCCUUCAGAGUCAAAGAUGUGCUCCCAGUUCUCCCUCACGGGAUAUCGUGGCCUGUUCUUAACAAUUUCCACAGUGCCGUCGAUUUGCUCCCUUCUUUCGUUGGAUCGGUGAGUCCCACCAACGGUUCUAUUCAGUGGAAAGGUGCUUGCUUUUUUGAUAAUGAAGCGAAACUGGAGUUCACCACAGGUGACAGGGAUGAUUCUGAUUUGGGGGGUGGCGUUCUCUAUCUCAAGACAGCAGCUGCACACAGCUGGACCUGUAUGGACCUCUAUGUUUUCGCGACACCAUACAGGAUAACAUGGGACUACUACUUCUCUGCUCGAGAACAUACCUUGAAGUUUGAUUCAUGGGAAGAGCCUGCAGAGUUGGAAUAUGUAAAGCAGCAUGGGGUUUCUGUGUUUCUCAUGCCAUCGGGGAUGCUGGGGACACUGCUUUCUUUAAUUGAUGUUUUGCCUCUAUUCUCUAACACUGCAUGGGGUCAAAAUGCCAACUUAGAGUUCCUAAGGAAACACAUGGGAGCUACAUUCGAGAAACGCGAUCAGCCUUGGCGUGCAACAAUUGAUCCUGCAGAUGUUCAUUCUGGAGACUUUUUAGCUGUAUCAAAGAUCCGUGGUAGGUGGGGAGGUUUUGAGACCUUAGAAAAGUGGGUAACUGGUGCUUUUGCCGGUCAUACUGCAGUUUGCUUGAAGGAUGAAAUGGGCAAUUUAUGGGUUGGUGAAUCAGGGCAUGAGAAUGAAAAGGGUGAAGAAAUUAUAGUGGUUAUUCCAUGGCUUGAAUGGUGGGAAUCAGCUCUCAAAGAUGAUUCUAACCCACAGAUAGCAUUGCUUCCACUUCAUCCAGAGCUGCGUGCCAAAUUCAACACCACUGCAGCAUGGGAGUAUGCUCGAAGCAUGUCUGGCAAGCCAUAUGGUUAUCAUAAUAUGAUAUUUAGUUGGAUUGACACAGUAGCUGACAACUAUCCGCCACCUCUUGAUGCUCACUUGGUAAUUUCUGUCAUGUCUAUGUGGACUAGAAUGCAGCCAGCUUAUGCUGCAAAUAUGUGGAAUGAAGCACUGAAUAAGCGGCUAGGGACUGAGGGCUUGGAUUUGCAUGACAUUCUACUCGAGACUGAGAAGCGUGGGAUAGCAUUUGAUCAAUUACUUACCAUUCCAGAACAAGAUGAAUGGGUGUACAGCGAUGGCAAGUCAACAACAUGUGUUGCCUUUAUUCUUUCGAUGUAUAAAGAGGCUGGGAUUUUCAGCCCCUUUUCUAGCUCCAUUCAAGUAACUGAAUUCACUAUUCGGGAUGCAUACAUGCUUAAGAUUUUCGAGGAUAACCAAACACGCCUUCCAAGAUGGUGCAACAAUGAGAAUGACAAGCUCCCAUUCUGCCAGAUUCUGGGUGAAUAUAGGAUGGAAUUACCUGGCUAUAACACAUUGGAACCGUAUUCCAAUAUGAAUGAGAAUUGUCCUUCACUUCCUCCAAUUUAUGAUAGACCCUCACAAUGUUAGCAUUGUAUAUACGACUUUAUUUUGGUGGGUGUGCCGUGUGGUGUGAUGUAGUGUGUGUUUGGAUUCACGUUGGGCAAAUUGGAGUUUGAAUGGAAGUGAUUUUGUAGAAUUGAUUUUGGAUAGAA